AUGACACCAAGCAACCUCACAAAGGUUUCAGAAUUUUUUCUUCUGGGAUUUUCAGAGGAACCAGCACUGCAGCGCCUCAUAUUUGGUCUUUUCCUCUCCAUGUACCUGGUCACUCCCCUCAUCUUUGGGCUCUUCCUCUCCAUGUACCUAAUCACUGUGUUUGGAAACCUGCUCAUCAUCCUGGCCAUCAGCUCAGACUACCACCUCUACACUCCCAUGUACUUCUUCCUCUCCAACCUGUCCUUUGUAGACAUCUGUUUCAACUCCACCACCAUCCCAAAGAUGCUGUGGAACAUCCAGACACAGCGCAAAGGUAUCACCUAUGAAGGCUGCAUCACCCAGAUGUAUUUUUACAUCCUGUUUGCAGGAUUGGAUGACAUUCUCCUGAGUGUGAUGGCCUAUGAUCGGUAUGUGGCCAUCUGCCACCCCCUGCACUACAUGGUCAUCAUGAGCCCCCGGCUUUGUGGACUGCUGGUUCUGAUAUCCUGGGUGAUGAUUGCCUUCUAUUCCUUGCUACACAGCUUAAUGGUGUUGCGAUUGUCCUUCUGUCCACUUGUGCAAAUCCCCCACUUUUUCUGUGAACUCAGUCAGGUGGUACAACUUGCCAGUUCUGACAAAUUUCCUAAUAGGACAGUGAUGUAUUUUGCAGCUGUCCUGAUGGGUGUUGGUCCUUUUGCUGGUAUCCUUUGCUCAUAUUCUAAAAUAGUUUCCUGCAUAUGUAAAAUCACAUCAGCUCAGGGGAAGUAUAAAGCAUUUUCUACCUGUGUGCCCCACCUCUCAGUUGUCUUCCUAUUUUAUUUUACAGCCUUAGGAGUGUUCCUUAGCUUUGGGACUACCUAUACCUCACAUUCAAGUACAAUUGCCUUGGUCAUGUACACUGUGGUCACACCUAUGCUGAACCCUUUCAUAUACAGUCUGAGAAACCGAGAUAUAAAAGAGGGUAUAAAGAGGUUGUAUUUGAUGCCAAGUAUAAAAGACCAAUUAUACUAG
Molecule: messenger RNA, 990 nt
Organism: Rangifer tarandus platyrhynchus (Svalbard reindeer)
Lineage: Eukaryota; Metazoa; Chordata; Mammalia; Artiodactyla; Cervidae
Source: the annotation of a GenBank genome assembly